This is a messenger RNA of Phytophthora nicotianae INRA-310, 603 nucleotides long. RefSeq lists its product as hypothetical. Bases 60 to 467 code for a protein of 135 amino acids. Lineage: Eukaryota; Oomycota; Peronosporomycetes; Peronosporales; Peronosporaceae. The record is from RefSeq and is a predicted model, not a curated record. The transcript has a single exon.
GAUUCAGUCAGCAAUUUUGCGUUCACAGCACCAUAAUCGACUGACUUCUGAGCCUAACGAUGCGUGUGAGCUACGUCUUCCUGGUGGCAGCGACCACUCUCCUCGCUACCUGCGACGUUAUGGCGGCUAGUCCGAGCGCGUUGUCCAAGACGUCCGUCGACGCGGUUAACGGCCACGUCGACAUCAGCACGCGAUCGCUGCGAAUGCUAAAGAAGAAGACGGCAGCGGUUGACCCCGACGAUGAAGAGAGGGUGGCUGAAGCGAGACAAAUGGACUCGGAGAUCCUCGAAAAAAUUGUCAAUGACCACGCGUACGCCAAGCAGGUUUACCGUAGCUGGCUGCAGAAUGGCCAAACCAAGGAAGACAUUGAGAACCGACUGAAGACUCUGGGCCUGCUCACCAAGUACGGCAAUGUCGUCAAGCAGUACGGUCAGUACUUGACGAAUCUCGAAGAACGAUCUGUCUAAUCAGCUCGAGGAUAGAAGGCGGAAAUGUACAAGCAUUUAACAGCUCAUCAAAACAACUUUGACAAGUCGCUACCAGGUAGCGUGUCCAGAACAAGGCGAAGAUACCGCACUGACGAAAUUUUCUCCAUAAAAUACU